UCAGUGUCAAUGUCAUCUUUUAAAAACAUUGAAAGAAAUGUGUGUUUAAUUUAAUACUCUACAAAUAACUUUUUCAAUUAAAUAUAGAAUGUCGGCUCAGAUAGAAAACGAAUUUGCUGAUUUUAAGAUACCACCAAUUUUCGACGAUUUAAAUGAUCGUGUGAAAGAAUAUUUGUUAAAACCUGAAAGACUAUCAAUACAUAAAUGGGAAAGAUCACAAACACAUUGGCACAGAAAAACGGACAUUGAUUCCUUAAUUAAGUUUGAAGAUGAAGAUAUUGGUCUAGAUACCACAUUAGAUAUCAUCAGAGACCCUAUAACUGGAGAGAUAGUCGGUUUAGAAGAAGUGAGUAUACCGGUGGAAGAUGAUGAUUGCUUGUCUAUGGCCCGGGCACCUCUGCCACCAAGUCUUGCAACUAGGGGAACCACAACACAAAACCCUUUUUUACCUGCUGGCUUUGAGGAGGAACUCCAGAAAAUGUUGGAUGAAGCAACUAAAAGUGGUGAAAUCAAUAUAAACUUGGAAGAUGAUGAACCUGGAAAGUUUUUAGGAGAAGAAAUACUAACGACGCCACCAGGAAGUAAUGAAAGUGUUCUUUUUGAAAAUGAUGGUUUCACUCUAUUAAAAAGUGGCAGUACUGGUGAACAAAAAUUAGACAAAGAAGAUAUUGAUAAACUUGUGAAAAUUAAUCUUGAAGAAGUUGUUGAUAAUAAUGUGCAUUUAGUAGAUCUAUGGAAAGACGAUGAUGGAACUGAAUCAAAACCUAAAACAGUUCAAAAGCCAAAGAAAAUCGAUCUAGAUAUUGAUACAUCUGAGAGUGAUAACUUCUUAGAGAAUACUAUAAUAAAACCUCCGGUAGAACUUCCAGAGAUACCAGUACUGAAUAUAACAAGUUCUAAAGGCAGGAUGGCGGUAACAUCAACUGAUUGGGCAGAAAUGAUUGAUGUUACACUCCCUGUACCAGAUUUUAGAGAGAAAAUAAGAGAUAUGGCACACUCGUAUCCAUUUGAAUUGGAUAAUUUUCAGAAGCAGGCUAUACUAAAACUGGAGGAAGGUCAUCACGUGUUCGUAGCCGCACACACCUCAGCCGGUAAGACUGUUGUAGCGGAGUACGCUAUUGCUAUGUCCAGGAGAAAUUGUACAAGGGCAAUUUACACUUCACCUAUCAAGGCGUUAUCCAACCAAAAGUACAAUGAUUUCAACAAAAUGUUUGGUGAAGUGGGUUUACUGACCGGGGACCUGCAGAUCAAUGCGACCGCCUCCUGCCUCGUUAUGACCACAGAGAUCCUGCGCUCAAUGCUCUACUGCGGCUCUGAUGUCACCAGAGACUUAGAGUUCGUUAUAUUUGAUGAAGUACAUUAUAUUAAUAACGCCGAGCGUGGUUACGUAUGGGAAGAGGUACUUAUAUUGUUACCUGCGCACGUAAGCAUAGUUAUGUUAAGUGCAACAGUACCUAAUACUCUUCAAUUCGCCGACUGGGUGGGACGUACUAAGAAACGGAAAGUAUUCGUUGUGUCAACACCGAAGAGACCAGUGCCACUAUGCCAUUACUUAUAUACAGGUACCGGUGGUAAAUCUAAACACGAACGAUUCAUGAUAGUAGAUCAGGAAAGUAAUUUCCUAUUGAGAGGAUACAAUGAGGCUGUUGCCGCCAAAAAGUCCAGAGAGAAUGAAUAUAAGAAAAGUUUCGGACCAAAAGGUACAAAGCAAUACAUGAACCCGAAAGCUGAACAAACAAUGUGGGUGGCGUUCAUAGACCAUUUGCGGCAAUCGGACAAGCUGCCUGUUGUCGCUUUCACACUUUCUAGGAACAGGUGCGAUCAGAAUGCAGAGAAUUUAAUGUCGGUUGAUCUCACUACGGCCAAAGAAAAGGGGCACAUUAGGAAUUUCUUCCAGAAAUGUCUACAGAGACUAAAGAAGCCGGAUAGAGUGUUGCCACAGGUUAUCAGAAUGCAGAGGGUACUUGAAAAUGGUAUUGGUGUUCAUCACAGCGGUAUCCUGCCUUUGUUAAAGGAAAUUGUCGAAAUGUUAUUCCAAUCGGGUUUCGUUAAAAUUCUGUUCGCGACGGAGACAUUUGCGAUGGGUGUGAACAUGCCGGCGCGUACUGUUGUAUUCGAUGACAUAACCAAAUUUGACGGCGUUCAGAGUCGCCAUCUUAUGCCCGCUGAGUACAUACAGAUGGCGGGACGAGCCGGCAGAAGAGGUUUGGACGACACAGGCACUGUCAUAAUUCUCUGCAAAGAGGAAGUGCCAAAUCAAAUUAAAUUAAAAGAAAUGAUGUUGGGUACCCCUGAAAAACUUUCUUCUCAGUUCCGUCUUACUUACGCCAUGAUACUUAGUCUAUUGAGAGCCGCAACUGUAUCAGUGGAAGGUAUGAUGCAGCGUUCUUUUAGGGAAUUCUAUCAGAUAUGUCAAGCUGAUAACCAUAGAAAACAACUGGAAUUAGCUGAAAAAGAAUAUAGUCAGAAAUGCAGUACGCCAUUGCCUGCGCACUUAGCGCCUCUAGCGACGUUUUAUGACACUGCCGCGGCUUAUAUUGACGUCCUUAAUGAUAUCAUGCCUAUACUUCUCGGACAACCUAAAGUAGCCAAGGAAUUAAUACCUGGAAAGAUCUUAAUACUGUCCGCAGGACCUUAUAUAAAUCAACUUGGAAUUUAUUUGAAUAGUUCAGGUCCUCGACAAACUCCAUAUAAAGUGUUGGUCUUGAACACGAUCGAACAAGACCCUAAUAAGUACAAUUUUGAUUUGGAUGAAAAUUGGUACAGGAUGCUUAGUUUUACUGCUAUGUAUGAUGGAAUAGGUACUGAAGAAGGCACACUUAAUCACUCGAUACUCUGCAUUGCACCGAAGAACAUAAUCGCUGUCACCAAAAUGACAUUAAAAAUAGAUGCCAGCCGUAUCAUUCAAGAUUGGGACCAGAGACAGAUUCCAAGGUUCAAAGACGCUCCAGUGGGAUCUAGUUGCGCGGCCGCGGUGCAGGAACUGUCUCGUUUGUCGCACGCCGUACGCACUGGCGCCAGCGCACUGGAACGUGUCAGUCUCACACAAUCACUCUCCAUCACUACUGGAGAAGUUCUGCAAUCGCUUGACAAGAUGAACAAAUACAAGGACAUGUUAGAAUCUCAAAAGAAAUCAACUGAUAUCGCAAACUUUAAAACAGAAUUCGCGAUAGUUUACGAAAGAAAGCAAGCUGAAAGGAAGCGGGAUAAAUACAAAUUACUAUUAUCAUUUGAAAACUUAGCUUUGUACCCGGAUUAUCAACGAAGACUGUUGGUGUUACGUGAAUUAAAUUACAUCGACGAACAUGAUAGUGUCAUAUUGAAAGGUCGUGUGGCAUGUGGCAUGGGUACUAACGAACUCAUUAUAUCGGAGCUGGUCUUUCGUAAUGUGUUCACUGAUAAAAACCCAGCGGAGAUAGCGGCUUUGUUAAGUUGUUUUGUAUUCCAAGCUAAGACAAAUGUCAGCCAGCCUUUGACUGAUAAAUUAAAAGAAGGUGUUGAUGCAAUCAAAGCCAUCGAUGAAGAUUUAACAUCAAUCGAAUCUAAAUAUCUGGUCAGUCAAUUUGAUGGGCAAGGAGAAAGGUUAAACUUUGGUUUAAUUAGAGUUGUAUACGAAUGGGCCCUCGAGAAACCCUUUGCAGAGAUAAUGGAUUUAACAGAUGUGCAAGAAGGCAUCAUAGUCAGGUGUAUUCAACAACUACACGAAUUGUUGAUUGACGUAAAAGACGCCGCUGUUGCAAUAGGAGACCCGAAGCUUCAAGCCAAGAUGCAAGAAGCGUCUACUGCUAUUAAAAGAGAUAUAGUCUUCGCUGCCAGUUUGUACACAACAGCUAGAGAAACUGUAAUAUCAUAAAGAAGAUUUUUUUUUUUAAUUUAAAUAUGUACAUAUGAAACUGACCAUAAAGAAAUAAUAGCUUUCUAAUUUACGAUAUAUAAAACUUUAAUUGUCAUAGACCAGUAUGAGUCCACUUCCACUGGUAUAAGAGCGCUCUACACCCUCAAUGAAUUUUUGCCUAUUAAUAUCUUGAUUUGUCUACAUCUAUGUAAUAGAUUUGAAAUCAGCUUAUAAAUGUAAUCGUCGUACUGAAUAUGGAUACCUAUAUUACAUU
This is a messenger RNA of Papilio machaon (common yellow swallowtail), 4109 nucleotides long. It is a transcript of the gene tst, whose product is annotated as helicase SKI2W. Gene Ontology annotation, biological process: nuclear-transcribed mRNA catabolic process, 3'-5' exonucleolytic nonsense-mediated decay. The coding region runs from base 89 to 3853 and encodes 1254 amino acids. The transcript has 21 exons. The record is from RefSeq and is a predicted model, not a curated record. Gene Ontology annotation, molecular function: ATP binding; RNA binding; RNA helicase activity. NCBI's taxonomy places the organism in Eukaryota, Metazoa, Arthropoda, Insecta, Lepidoptera, Papilionidae. Gene Ontology annotation, cellular component: Ski complex.